Molecule: messenger RNA, 4066 nt
Organism: Arvicola amphibius (Eurasian water vole)
Lineage: Eukaryota; Metazoa; Chordata; Mammalia; Rodentia; Cricetidae
Gene: Dzip1
Product: DAZ interacting zinc finger protein 1
Exons: 23
Coding region: 766-3318 (850 amino acids)
Biological process (GO): cilium assembly
Cellular component (GO): cytoplasm; ciliary basal body
Source: RefSeq, a predicted model, not a curated record
GAGCCUGGGAGGACGAGGAGCGACGCCAGGCUACCCGCCUCGUCACAACUUGCCCAGACAAGACACACUUUAUCUUGCACCCUGGAAGAAGGAGCCGGCCUGCCUCUCCCUGCUCGGUUGCUCAGAGAGCCCCGCCUCUGCGCCAGAAGCAAUCCCGGGAUCUGGGUCCCCGGCGACGCCUCGUGGCUAGCAGCGCCCGGCUUUCGCCCAGGAGCGCGCAGCUGCGGUGCUGGAAACAGCGGGGAGCAACACACCUCUCUUAUUCCUGCUGAUCCCGCCAGCCCAGUGGAUGGAGCCCAGAAUCCACAAACCUGCCAGGAAAGAAAAAAAAAUUCCUGAUGGUUGGUCCAAGCAGGGCCUCCCUGGUGGAUUGAGGAGGGAUGCCUGGCUUUUCCUCAGCGCCUUGAUCUCCGCGGUAACCACUGGCAGCCAGAAGACCCCCACCAUGAGAGGCCUGGGGUCUGCAGGUCACUGCUAGAACUGUUCAAAGAAAUGCAGCACCGGCACAAGUUUGUAAGGUCCCUGAGCGCAUGCUGAUCGCGCGUGGGCGGAUACGCCCAGUGCUCCAGGUCGGGGCUGGGCGCUGCCAUAGCAACGUCCUGGACGCCCAGAUCUUAGGCUGCCGCCGCCGCCGCAGCGGGGGUCUGGGCCUUCAGCGGGCUCACGAGGGGAGUGGCGGCGGCGGCCCCUAGGCGGCCCGGGCCCGGUAGAGUACACUACCCGGUCCCUGCAGCGCAAGCUUAGGCGGCGGACCGGCUUGCAAGCAUGCCCUUCCAGAAGCACGUCUAUUACCCUCUGGCCAACAGCCCCGAGGGGCCCGACGCCUCUGCUGCAGGCGCGGCCCCCAUGGCCUUUGUCCCCCCCAGAGCGGCCUCGGGCCCCCUGCCCUUCUUCCAGUUUCGGCCGCGACUGGAGAGCGUGGACUGGAGGCGGCUGAGCGCCAUCGACGUGGACAAGGUGGCCGGCGCUGUGGACGUCCUGACGCUGCAGGAGAACAUCAUGAAUAUCACCUUCUGCAAGCUGGAGGACGAGAAGUGCCCACACUGCCAGUCAGGGGUAGACCCAGUGCUGCUGAAGCUGAUCCGCCUGGCGCAGCUCACCAUUGAAUACCUAAUGCAUUCGCAGGAGUUCCUCACCUCGCAGCUAAACCUGGUGGAGGAGAGGCUGCGCCUGAGCCUGAUCGACUAUGAGCAGAGUAAGCAGCUGCUCACCAAGCAGGCUGGCGAGAUCAAACUACUUAAGGACGAGUGUAAACGGAGGAAGAAGAUGUUGUCCACACAGCAGCUCAUGAUAGAGGCCAAAGCCAGCUAUUACCAGUGCCACUUCUGUGACAAGGCCUUCAUGAACCAAGCUUUCCUGCAAAGCCACAUUCAGCGCCGCCACACCGCAGAGUCUCACCUUGAGUAUGACACGAAGGCCCAGACCGACAGGCUCCAGAAGGAGGUCGACAUGCUGAAGGAACAGCUGCAGCUCACCAGGUCUCAGCUGGAGUCUUCCCAGCACGCCCAUGCAGUCCGGUUCUCUAAGGAAUAUGAAAUGCAGAAGACGAAAGAAGAUGACUUCCUGAAGUUAUUUGAGAGAUGGAAAGAGGAGGAGAAGGAGAAGUUGCUCGACGAAAUGGAAAAGGUCAAGGAGAUGUUCAUGAAGGAAUUUAAAGAACUAACUUCUAAGAAUUCGGCAUUAGAAUACCAAUUGUUAGAAAUACAGAAGUCCAAUAUGAAGUUCAAGUCCAACAUCGGCUCCUUAAGAGACGCUCAUGAGUGUAAAGAAGAUCACCUCCCGAGUCCCCAGGAUCUCCAGAACAUGCUUCAGCUCCUGGACAGCCAGGCAAGCAAGUGGACAGAUCGAUUUCAAGUUCUCAGUGAGGAUCACAGCAAGGAGAAGGGACAGCUCCUUUCACACAUAGAGAAGCUCCGAAGCUCCAUGAUGGAGGAUCUCAGUGCAGAUAAUGUGUUCUACAAGAAGCGGGUAGAAGAGUUGGGUCAGAAGCUCAAGGAGCAGAAUGAGCUGAUCCUCAGUCAGAAGCAGCAGAUUAGAGAAUUUGCCAGUAAACCGUACAGCAGUGUUGGUGAGCUGAAAGGGAAUCCUCCUCUAACCCGGCAAGCCCUGGACUCUAAGCCAGCUGGCCCUGCUGCAGCCAGGAAUGCCUCCACCACACAGACUCUGGAUGGUGCACCCAGCCUGACCAUGGUACAUGAGCAGGCAUUUCCGUCGCAUGUACUGGAACCGAUAGAAGAGCUUUCUUCAGAGGAGGAAAAAGGACGAGAAAAUGACCAGAAAUCAAGUAAGAAGACACAUCUAAGGAAAACUUGGAAGGGCAACCUCUCCUCAAAGGGGCUGAGGACAAACUUGGAGAAGGAGCUGGGGAAGAAGCUGAGGAACCUUGGGAUUAACGCAGAGAUACACGGCAUUUCCUGCGAGAUCUUGACCAAAUCACUGAAAGCCAUGCAGGUAGCUAGACAUGAUCUAGCAAAACAAAUGCCCGACAUUCAGCAAAUUCGAGAAUCCCUCGAGCAUCAGCUGACCUGCAAAAUCGAGGAGAAAGUGUCACUAUCUUCAGAUAGAUACAAUGUCCCUCCCAUGACCACUUUGCCAGCUGAAGAAGGCCCCAAAGCCUCCCAGCUUCCCCCGCAAGGCAGACCAUUGAUCAGACAGAGGACCGUGUUUACCGAUAAGGUGGCUGUCCCAAAAUUUAAGAAAAGUACCAAAGAAAAUCAUUUCCUCAGAAAGUUUUCAUCUACCAAGACGCCGCCCUUCAGCUCGGAGGAGGAGCUGGAUGAAGAGGACUUCAUCCCGGCAUACAUAUCCCCAGACUUAUUUACCCUCCAGCCGUCUAAAAGUAAUCUGAGCAACUUUGGGAAGAGCUCUGUCAAAAGUGACACCGACUGGACGGAGGGAAGCGAGGUGGAGGACUCAGAUGUUUCCCCGAAGCCCACAGGAACCUCUGUCGAGAUACAAACUGAAAAUGUUGAGAGCAUGAUUUUACACCAAGGAAACGGGGAUAAACCAGUUACUGGAAUGAAUAUUGUUGAGACACUCAUCACAAAGGAAGAAUUGCAAGAAUUAAAGUGCACAGAUGGAGAUGAUGAUGGCUGGGACAUAUCAUCCUUAGAGGAAGAGAAAUCUUUGGAGAAAAAGCUAGAACAGAGGGAACCCCCACCUGUGAAAAGAGAUCUAAAUUCCGGUCAAGUGCCAAGGGCCUGGGGCCCAGUGAACCCUCGGGAAUUCAAGGAAGAAGGACUUCAAGACAACGAGCCGAGCACCCUGAAGAGCAGCCUAGUGACUGUGACUGACUGGAGUGAUAUCCUGGAUGUGUAGCCACAGCGCCACGUCAGAGAGCCGCUCCACAGCCAGCAGCACAUGGGCCAACAGUCUGUAGGAUUCCAGCACUCCUUAGCAUUCCCACCGUACAAGGAAGCUCAUUCAGAGCAAGGGCGUCUUUGACAACACACGACUGUCGGCUGUGUAGAAGCAAGACGUCCUUUAAGUCAUAAAAUGUGUUUUCCAGUACGGUACUCUAGUGUUAAAUGUAUUCUUUUUUCAAUUAACUUUUAAGUCUUUUUUUUUUUGACUGAUAGUAGGCUUUAGUUUGAAUUAUUGUAGCUUUUUAAAAUAUGUCUGUACUGUCACGUCAGUAGCUUUUAUGUUACAAAAUUCUGUUAAGUCUCUUCAAAAUUGAAUUAGAUGCCAGUGACGCCCUCCUCGUUAAACUGGUUGUUUUCCGUAUACAGUAUGUCUAGAAUGGUAACAAUUAGCUAGGCCCAUGCUAAAUACAUUUCCCCGAAGUACCUUUGAUCCCACGGAGCUCUGAGGCCCUGUUAGCAUGUUGUUACUGACCAGUUAUUUUCUGCAGUGUAAUCUUUAUCUCGGAUAUUUUAUGAAUAGCGUGCAACUGUUCUAAAUGCCAAUUGAUUUUUAUGAGAUGAUCAUUAGAAAGAGAUGAGCCAUUCCCGAGUCAUACAUGUGUGUAUUUUCUGUGUUCUUCAGUACCCAGCCCAUUAUAAAAUACCUCAGAACUAAUUUAUAUUCUUGAACAAUGGUCUCGGCAAUGAUCAGAAAAUUUAUA